Molecule: messenger RNA, 781 nt
Organism: Syngnathoides biaculeatus (alligator pipefish)
Lineage: Eukaryota; Metazoa; Chordata; Actinopteri; Syngnathiformes; Syngnathidae
Gene: smtla
Product: somatolactin alpha
Exons: 5
Coding region: 17-706 (229 amino acids)
Biological process (GO): growth hormone receptor signaling pathway; positive regulation of tyrosine phosphorylation of STAT protein; positive regulation of growth
Cellular component (GO): extracellular region
Molecular function (GO): growth hormone receptor binding; growth hormone activity
Source: RefSeq, a predicted model, not a curated record
CAGAAGAAUUCACAGGAUGACCGCCACACAGGGAUUCCUAUGGGCUGUGUUGUCAUGGCCCUGCCUCCUCGGGGCCAGCUUCCUGCUCGAGUGUACGGAUCAGGACCAAGUCAUCCACCCCUACUGUUUAUCCAUCUCACAGGAGAAGCUUCUCGACAGAGUGAUCCAGCAUGCCGAGCUCAUCGACCGUGUCGCGGAAGAGUCGUCCUCUUUGUUUGAGGACAUCUUCGUCCCGUAUCAGUUGCGGCUUCAGAGGAACCAGGCCGCUUACCCGUGCAUUACGAAGGCCAUCCCGAUUCCAAACUCCAUAGGCGAAGUCCAGCAGAUGUCUGACAAAUGGUUGCUCCACUCCGUGCUGAUGCUGGUCCAGUCAUGGAUCGAGCCCUUGGUCUACCUGCAGACAACGCUGGACCACUAUGACGGCGCUCCCGAAAUGCUCCUCAACAAAACCAAAUGGGUGUCCGAGAAACUCAUCAGUCUGGAGCAAGGAGUGGUCGUUCUCAUCAAGAAGAUGCUGAACGAGGGCCUGCUGACAACGAGUUACAGCGAACAAGGCCUGUUCCAAUAUGACAGGCAAACAGACAUGGUGGAGUCUGUCAUGAGGGACUACAUCUUAAUCAGCUGCUUCAAGAAAGACUCCCACAAGAUCGCCACGUUCCUCAAGAUUCUCAAGUGUCGACAAAAUGACAACUACAACUGUGCAUGAAAACGAAAUGCUGCAUUUUGAAACUUGAUAUGAAUUCUUAUCUACUUUCUCUAAAAGCAAUUGCCUGAAAUAAAU